Aphanomyces invadans is the source of this 705-nucleotide messenger RNA. RefSeq lists its product as hypothetical. NCBI's taxonomy places the organism in Eukaryota, Oomycota, Saprolegniomycetes, Saprolegniales, Verrucalvaceae. The transcript has a single exon. Bases 5 to 598 code for a protein of 197 amino acids. The record is from RefSeq and is a predicted model, not a curated record.
CGCAAUGGGUGGGUGUCUGUCGACGGAAGCGUUCGACAACGCGGUACUCGUGCCGCACAAAACCGUGUCGAUCGUGCAUCCCAAGUUUGCGUCGCCAGUCCCCGUGACGCUCAGAAUCAAGGAGAAGAUGUGGUCAUGGUCCGGCGACGAUUUCUCAAUCAAGGACGUCCACACGGACGUGCCAUACUUCAAAGUGGACGGGUCGGCGUUUUCGUGGCGCGAGAAGAAAACGCUCCGCGAUUACCAAGGCAACGUCCUCGCGUACAUGGAAGAGCCAAUGAUGUCGUUUACGAACCGACAGGAAGUAUUUACACCUGACAUGCGCAAGUGGUUUGACAUCACCCCUCGGAUCACCAUGUUCGAGAACGUGCUCGACUGCCACGUCGUCGACUGUACGACUGGACAGCGUUAUUCGUUUGGCAUCAGUGGUGACUGGCUCGUUCACAAAUCCGUCAUCACGUGCGACGGAGUGCCCGUGGCCAAAGUGAGCCGGCUCAUGAGCUUUACCGACGAGUACUGCGUCGAGAUUGCUUCAGGUAUCGACAUGGCGUUCAUCGUGCUGCUCUGUGUUGCGUUGGAUGAAGCCGGGUCCGACUAGUCGAUACGGCGUCCAAACCACUCGGAGCACCGACUUCUCUCAUGUUGUAUUUAAAAAUUAACCUCGUGACCGAUGAACAACGCACGUCACGUGUGCAAAUACGCCCG